CGCUCAACGGCGUAAGGACUAGCAACCACACAUGAGCAGCCUGAGACAUGGCAAACCGCCUGUCUUUUCUCGUCAUGUGGAAACAUCAAGGCGGCGAGCGUCAAGACUACAUUUCGCGGUAUAGGCGAUUCUUCACUACAGUGAACGUAUCCCAGAGAGUGCGUUUUCACAUGAGUGAUGUUGUGGUGCAAUCGAGUACGCACUCUGAAGAGAACCUGUUCCAGGCUGUGUGCACGAUUAAGCUGCUGGACCAUUCAGCCUCCGAUAGCGAGCUAUCCUCCAUAUGCUCCAGCAUAGCUCAUCAGUGGUGUUUUCUGGGCAAGGUAGUUCCGUUCAAGGGACAUCUUCAGUGGCUGAUUCCUGACCGCGAACGUGGUUUCUGGCGCGAGACAACUCCGUACGAAACGCACACUCCUCUGGAGUAUCUCGCUUUCGGUACGUUCGCUGACCUUUGCGUGUUCGCUCAAAGCCACGUGAUUUAUAGUGACGAAGGCCCUCCAGCCUACUCGCUCUCUUGCGCUUUCAAACAUGACGAGAGGUUAUUGCAAGUGCUGCUCUUGUUGAACCACAGUCACGGAUGCAGGCAAGCUUCCAGUGCGUUCAAGCUGGAGAUACCAUACGGCAGCAUCUUUAGAGUUGUUGUCAACGAGGUAGAGAGAAACCAAGAGAUCAUAGGCAUCUACCUUCAGCUCACUACCACACCACUGUUGUAUCUGCGAUCGAGAAAUCCCGGCAACUGGGACACGCCCAAUGCCAGCACCGACAGCGCAUGGUUCAACAGAGUGUUCCAGUUGGGAUGUCCUUGCUUUUGGUUGAUGCGCAGCUGUGAGAUUGGCGCAAGCUCUGUCAUAAAGUUGAGUCUUAAGAACAAGCUGAAAGAAAGACAAGCGAUCAGUUGCCUAACGGCUCGUUGCAAGCGGGAAACAACUUUUCAGUACUCUCCGAUGACGACUUGCAAAAUUAGUUCGCAGCUGAAACAGAUUAAAAAGCGUUGCAACAUGAAGGUUAAGCCGCGUCUUGGUUUCUCCGCUUGUUACGCCUUGAGUGCGGUUCUACAGCAAGGAAAUGAUGCAUAUUCUCAAAUGGCUUUGCUCGCUCGCGACAAGUUGGAACAGUUCGAAGAGGACUUGGUUAGCUUUGCCCUGAAUAAUAGUUCUGCCCUCGAGGCUGCUCUUUUUGCUAUUCGCAGUGCGAUAGAAGAACACGAGGUUGUCGAUAUCAUUCGCUGUCUGCCGAAGCUAUAUGCCAAAUUCUGCCGAGUUGCUUUUCACCUCCCCAAGACGCCCAGCGGAACGCGCUUGGUUCGACGUUCCAUAGUCACUCCAUCCAAAGUGCUUUUGCUCCCUCCUCAGCUUCACAACGAGAACAGGAUCCUCCGUAAAUUCGACCCGGAGUACUCGCUACGAGUGUCCUUUCGUGAUGACAAUUUACAACACUUGUCCUAUUCACUCAUGUCUGGCUCCUGUCGGCAUAUGGCAAUCGAAAGGGUCGUCACCGACACUCUUCGGCACGGCUUGACAGUAGGAGACAGGCAAUUCAAGCUUCUGGCUUCUUCGUGCAGCCAACUGCGAGAUCAUGGAGCAUGGUUCUACGCUACGGAUGGAAAGGGUUACUCCACCGAUAUGAUCCGCUACUGGAUGGGCGACUUCAGUGGCAUCUCAAGCACUGCGAAGAAGAUGGCACGCAUGGGCCAGUGCUUCUCGUCCACUGAAGAAUCCGUGAUAGUUUCCCUGCUCAGCGACUCUGUACUGGAAGUUCCUGAUGUUCUUGGAGGGGAAAACUCUGUGACAAAUGAACAGUAUAUUUUCUCAGAUGGCAUUGGUAUGAUUUCAUCAGAACUGCUUAAAGAGGUGCAAAAGAAGCUGAAGCUUCUUGAGACGCCGUCAGCCAUUCAGAUACGCUACGCCGGAUACAAGGGUAUGCUUUGCCUCAAUCCUUCGCUCCCUGGUCGCCAGUUGGUUCUCCGGAAGAGCAUGCGCAAGUUCAACUGCGUCAACUCCGAGAACAUCGAAGUGAUCAAAAUUUCCGCUCCUCGUGUGGUCUUCCUCAACCGGCAGCUUAUCACGCUCCUGGAACAGCUCGGGGUGCCAAGCCGCAUGUUCUUCUGCCUCCAGCAGCACAUGGUCACACUCCUCACAGAAUCCCUCGUCUGUGACACGAGCGCGCUCCAGGUCCUCGACACCUACGUGGGCUCUGCGCUCCCGUUUAAUCAGCUGGCACGACACGGCUUCUCCCUUACUCGGGACCCCUUCGUGCGCUCGAUGCUCUUCGCGGUGUACAGGACAUCCAUGGAGUCUCUAUUGUCAAAGUCCCGCAUAGCUGUGCCGCACAAUUUGGGACGCAACAUGUUCGGCGUGCUGGACGAAACCCGGACGUUGCAGUAUGGCGAAGUUUUCGUGCAGUACACUUCCCUGACUCCAAAAGGCCCCCAAGAUGAUGGACCCGAGACUACAGUGCUAACAGGAACAGUGCUGGUUACGAAGUGCCCUUGUCUUCAUCCCGGUGACGUGAGGAAGUUCACUGCGGUCAAUGUAACUUCACUUCAUCACAUAAAAGACUGCAUUGUUUUCCCAGCGAAUGGGCACAGGCCACAUCCUGAUGAAAUGGCAGGUUCUGACUUGGAUGGAGACGAGUAUAUUGUCAUCUGGGACGAAAAUUUUUUCUUCCCGGGGCCCAACAGAGAGCCCAUGGUGUACGGACAAAAGCUAGUUUUGCAGCAAUCCGAGCCUAAUCUGGUGGAUAGUAUGGCAGUGUUCAUCUCGAAUUACAUCCUGAACGACAAUGUUGGUGUCAUGUCCAACGCCCACCUAGCCCUGGCUGACAAGCUUGAAGACGGCGUGUUCUCAAAGCCAUGUCUCUCUGUGGCCAAGAAAAUCUCGACAUGUCUCGACUUCGCGAAGACUGGCGUUCCCGCUCUUUUGGAAAGGAAUGAAAAACCCGAAGAGUACCCAGAUUUUAUGGACAAAGGUGGUCACAAAAACGCGUACCGUUCUGCUCGAGUUCUCGGCCACCUGUACAGAUUUCAAAGGUUUCUAGAGUCGGUCGUCAGCUCUAACUUCAACAGUCACCUCAUUGAUAGCGGAAGCAAUAUCAAACUGCUUGAAUUGCAUGGCUGGAAACGCUACCAGCUCAUUGUCGAAGAGCUGUUGGCUGCGCACGAGUCUGACAUGGACCGCAUACUCAAGCAGUACGGCAUAAAAAGUGAAGCGGAGAUCGUGUCUGGCUACAUCAACGACGUCUCUGCCUCCAACAAGGGGCACUACGAGAAGAGCAACGUCGAAGUUCUUGUCGCGAAGCAGUACCGAGUGAUCGUGGAGUCGACACGGCAGCGAUUCUUCGAAGAAGUUGAUUAUGCGUGUCGCAUGGAAAAUGCCCUGUCGGAAGCGGAUAAAAAGCAGAUUCUUCUGAGAAUGGCAUCCGCGUGCUUUAUGGUGACGUACUACAACGCAAAGAAGACCUAUUCCAGCUUCCCUUGGUCUUUCGCGGACGUUAUUAUUCUCGUCAUGGAGGAGAGUUCAUCUAUGCUUGAGCGCACGAGCAAGAAUCUUCUCGUAUACCGCCUGGACAAUCAGCUGGCGGCUUCUGCAUCUCGUCACUCUGCCAAGAUAGUGGCGCUAGAAGUGGUGUUGAAGUGGGCCGAUAAAGAAGACUUGAUAUUGAAGACAGCAGCCGUGAACUGUGCUCGCAUUUGCGAAAAUUGUCUACAAAUGCUCUUUGCCAAAAGUGCGCUUGCAGUGGAACGCGAGCAUGCCGAAAAUGACCCCGAGAAUAGGCAGCCACCUUCCACCGGUUAUUACGUCACUUCAUUUCUGCGUUACGUGAGCAGUUCGUCAGUUGUCUUCCCUGAAUGUGAUGCCUGCAGCCAGUCAUCCCAGAUGCACACCCUGACAAUGGCAGCACUGAGGACUUACAGCAUGUUGUCCAUCUUGUGCGAUCUCUGCCAUCUAGGCCUGCCCUGUGACGAAAGUCUCCACGAACCCAUCCAGGAGAUAAAAGAAGGAAACUCUGUCCGCAUUAAGGUGUCCAACCCGGCGUUGUGGGACAUGCUGGUUCACAGCCAAGACGAAGUGGCGGGCCUGCUCUGCUCUUGGUCCGGUGUUAAGGAGGUUCGCAUCCGGCGCGGUGCCGACCGCUGUACCGGUCAUUACAUUGUGGUAUCCUCCAUCGGCCGUGACUGGCAGCGAUGGUUUCUUGAAGAGCUGCUUCUUCAGCCUUGGUUGGCACGCGCCAUCUUGACGCGUAGCCUGGCCGAAUUCAUUCGUGCAUGAUUUUGUUUUGACGCAGGUGCAAGGCAGCACUAGCACCUAACGCAUAAAUUUUAACGACUUUCACUUUUAAUCUUUUAACAAGACGACUUUUAAACACGGGGUAUUUAAUAUAAGCAAGGACAUCGCGACACCAUGUAGGCUGGGCCAUGGUCCCGCGAAGAUCUUCCUUGUCCGCUGGGGCGUAAAGUGCGGGCACAAUUUGUUUUGCGUACAACUGUGUUAAAGAAACUCUUCCGCACAAAGGAAAGCACGUUGCGCCCGUUACUCAAACUAACCAGCGCGCAUCUCUGUAACCAGUUUUAUUUCUUGUUUUGUGAAGGUGUUAUACUGUUUAAAUAAAGUGACAAAGAAAUUACUUUCCUCA
This is a messenger RNA of Rhipicephalus microplus (southern cattle tick), 4632 nucleotides long. RefSeq lists its product as uncharacterized. Gene Ontology annotation, cellular component: nuclear RNA-directed RNA polymerase complex. Lineage: Eukaryota; Metazoa; Arthropoda; Arachnida; Ixodida; Ixodidae. The record is from RefSeq and is a predicted model, not a curated record. Gene Ontology annotation, biological process: siRNA processing. Gene Ontology annotation, molecular function: RNA-directed RNA polymerase activity.